AUGCGUCCUCUCUCACUAGCAAGCGGCCCUAGCAGCGAUGGAGCCAUAUCUCCUGAUGCUCUUGAAGCCAUCGCUAUCGUUGGCCUAGCCACUCGCUUUCCGCAGCAAGCAACAACCACCGAGAGUCUAUGGGAGCUUCUCCUACAGGCCCGCUCGACGUGGUCAUCGAUACCCAAAGAACGCUUCAACUCGGACGCCUUCUAUCAUCCGGACCCCGAGCAUGGUGGAACAUUUCAUGUUCAAGGAGGACACUACCUCUCAGAAGACCCUGCCUACUUCGAUGGGUCCUUCUUCAAUAUCACCAAGAAUGAGCUCUUGACAUUGGAUCCCCAACAGCGGUUGGUACUGGAAAAUGUUUAUCACGCCUUGGAAAAUGCAGGCAUUCCAUUGACCAGUGCUGUUGGCUCCAACACAUCGGCCUUUGUCAGUGGUUUCAACCAUGACUACCUGGGUAUCCUCAAUUCAGACCCAGAAACCACUUUAAAAUACAAGCCCACAGGUGCCACCAAUGCUAUUCUGUCCAACCGUGUGAGCUGGUUCUUUGACUUUAAAGGACCUAGCAUGACUAUUGACACGGCUUGUUCCAGCAGCUUGGUGGCGCUGCAUCUUGCUGUUCAGAGCUUACGUGCCAGAGAGACAAACAUGGCUGUCGUCAGUGGUGUGAGUAUUCUUGAGAACCCCGUGGAAACCAUCGGCAUGAGCCACCAUGGUUUAUUGGGACCUCAGGGACGAUCGUUCAGCUUCGACUCCCGUGCCGAAGGCUAUGCACGAGGCGAAGGCGUGGGCACAGUUGUGGUGAAGCCUUUGAGUGCCGCUAUAAGAGACGGAGAUACCAUUCGUGCGGUUAUUCGGGAGACCGGAGUCAACCAGGAUGGCCGCACGGCAGGAAUCACUGUUCCCAGUGCAGAUGCCCAAGAAAGAUUGAUCCGUGAGGUCUACUGGAGAGCCGGCUUAGAUCUCGAACACACAAGAUUUGUUGAAGCCCAUGGCACGGGAACAAGCACCGGUGACCCAAUCGAAGCGGGUGCUCUUGCGAAAGCAUUCAAAUGUCAGCGAGAGACUCCGCUUUACGUCGGGGCGAUCAAGACUUCCAUUGGGCAUCUGGAAGGUGGCUCAGGUGUGGCAAGCAUUAUCAAAUCUAUCCUGAACCCUUGA
Penicillium mononematosum is the source of this 1155-nucleotide messenger RNA. RefSeq names its product beta-ketoacyl [acyl carrier protein] synthase domain-containing protein. Gene Ontology annotation, molecular function: fatty acid synthase activity; 3-oxoacyl-[acyl-carrier-protein] synthase activity. The coding region runs from base 1 to 1155 and encodes 384 amino acids. Lineage: Eukaryota; Fungi; Ascomycota; Eurotiomycetes; Eurotiales; Aspergillaceae. The transcript is spliced from 3 exons. Gene Ontology annotation, biological process: fatty acid biosynthetic process; secondary metabolite biosynthetic process. The record is from RefSeq and is a predicted model, not a curated record.